AUGGCCGACUCCGUUCCAUCGACAGCCGAUUCAUCAAAACCAGCAUCAGUCCAGAUUGUCUACACUGAGAGACCUCAGGAUGAGGAGCCUGAGGCUUACCAUAUCCGAACCCUAGCCUCUGUUCUUGGCAGCGAGGAUGCUGCAAAGGAGGCAUUGAUUUAUAGUUAUAAGACAGCUGCAAGUGGAUUCUCUGCCAAGCUGACACAAGAACAAGUUGAACAAAUCUCAAAACUACCAGGUGUUCUUCAGGUUGUCCCCAGCAAGACACUUCAGCUGCAUACAGGAACUGGGAUUGGGAGGCUGCAUUAA
This is a messenger RNA of Dovyalis caffra, 309 nucleotides long. NCBI's taxonomy places the organism in Eukaryota, Viridiplantae, Streptophyta, Magnoliopsida, Malpighiales, Salicaceae. The record is from the annotation of a GenBank genome assembly.